CCCGUCAUGUUUCCUCGCGGCUGGUAGAGUUGGUUUUUUCCUCUUUUGUUCCUCCCCGUCCGGAGGUGGACUUGGUUUCGUCCGCUCCGCUCCCCUUCCCUGUGGGGCCACAGCUUGUUCCUGCUGGUGCGGUGGGCGGCAUGGCGCUCUCCCUUGCAGCUUCUGGCGGUGGGCUGCAGGGUUUUCUUUCGCAGCUGCACGACACCCUUCAGAACUCAGACCCCGGCAGCGCCGCGCUCCACGGCUGCGGUUUAAUUCGCUCUUUAGCGGAGUCGUGUGUCAUUAGCAGUGGAGACGACAUCCUGGCCUUGCAGAUUUCACUGGUGUUUUCUAAAGAAAAUGGACUACUAUCAUUUAUUCGUAAGUCGCUGAAAGUUGAAGAUUUUAGAGAAUGCAGAGAAGAAGCAUUAAAAUUUAUUCUUGCCUUUGUGGAAAAGAUUGGCCCCAAAGUUCAGCCUUAUGCACAAGAUGUGAAGGGGAUAUGUGUUACUGUUUAUACAAAAGACAGAUCAGCAAAAUGUGGAAUCCCAGCUCUAGAGCUACUGAUCAAGCUGCUUCAAAAGUUACCGAAAGCAAUGGAAUGCAUGAAGGUUGGAGAAAUCUUUAACAAAUUUUAUGGAGAAAUUGCUAUAAAAAGCAAAGUGCCUGAUACAGUGUUGGAAAGGAUUUAUGAGCUCUUGGGAGUCUUGGGUGAAGUUCAACCUAGUGAAAUGAUUGACAAUUCUGAAAAACUGUUCCGCGCUUAUCUGCUAGAAUUAAAAGUACAGAUGACUUCUGCAACAAGGCAACCUAAGUUCCCUAUUGUAGCAGGGUGCCUGAAAGGACUGACUGCACUUAUGAAUAAUUUUACCAAAUCCAUGGAUGAAGAUCCCCGAACAUCAAAAGAGAUCUUUGAUUUUGCAGUGAAGGCAAUAAGUCCAAAGAUUGAUUUAAAAAGAUAUGCAGUGCCUCUUGCUGGUCUACAUUUAUUCAGUAAGCACGCUGUUCAGUUCAGCACUUGUCUUUUAGACAAUUAUGCCUCCUUGUUUCAAACAAUGUCCAAAUGGUGUGGCCAUCAAAAUGCAGAAGUCAAGAAAGCUGGUCAUUCGGCGUUGGAUUCAUUUCUUAAACAGAUUUCAUCAAUGGUUGCCAAAGAUGUUGAAAUGCAUAAGAGCAAGUUACACUUCUUUAUGGAAGAAUUUUAUGGUAUCAUCAGAAAUACGGAUGCCAGCAACAAAGAACUCUCCAUUGCUAUUCGUGGUUAUGGACUAUUUGCAGCGCCUUGUAAAGUUAUCAGUCCAAAGGAAGUUGAUGUCAUGUAUGUGGAACUCCUUCAGCGCUGUAAGCAAAUGUAUCUAACUGAGGCAGAAACAAUUGAUGAUCAUGUGUAUCAGCUCCCAAGCUUUCUUCAAUCCAUUGCAAGUGUUAUAUUCCACUUGGACACUAUUCCAGAGAUAUACACUCCAGUUCUUGAACGUCUUAUGAUAGUUCAAAUAGAUAACUUCCCGCAAUAUAGUGCCAAGAUGCAAACAGCAUGUUGUUGGUCUAUUGUGAAAGUAUUUUUGGCUUUGGCAGCAAAAGGCCCGGUACUGUGGAGUUUUAUGAGCACUGUCAUGCAUCAGGGUUUAAUCAGAAUUUGUUCAAAACCACUGGUCUUUUCAAUGGAUUUUUUGGGGAAGAAUAUUUCCACAUCAGAAGAAUCAAAUUCAUCUGGAGAAGUAAGGACUGGGAAAUGGAAAGUGCCUACAUAUAAGGAUUACCUGGAUCUCUUUAGAACCUUACUUAGUUGUGAUACAAUGAAGGACAUGCUGUUGGCAGAUGAAGCCUGUUUAACUGAAAAUUCACCACUACAGUCUCUAAAUCAUCUGUUAUAUGAUGAACUCAUUAAAUCUGUCAUAAAAAUAAUUCGUAAACUGGAUCUUACUGUUCAGAAACAGAAUAUUAAGGAAGAGAAGGAUGGAAGUGAAGGGGAUGCCCAUCUGACAAUUCCUACCUCUGAUCCAGCUGCAAACCUUCAGCCAUCUAAGCCUAAAGACUAUUCAGCCUUUAUUAACUUAGUGGAAUUUUGCAGAGAGAUCCUCCCAGACAAGCAUAUUAAAUAUUUUGAACCAUGGAUUUAUUCAUUUGGCUAUGAACUGAUUUUACAGGCCACACAUUUAUCUUUUAUUAGUGGAUUUUAUAAGCUGCUUUCCAUUGCGAUGAAAAUUGCAAAGAAGACUAAAUAUUUUGCGGGUGUCAGUCCAGAGAGUACGAAAAAAUGUCCUGAAGACCCAGAGAAGAGUUCCUGUUUUGCAUUAUUUUCCAAAUUUGGAAAAGAGGUAACUGCAAAAAUGAAGCAGUACAAAGAUGAAUUAUUGGCAUCUUGUCUGACUUUUGUGCUUUCUCUGCCAUAUAACAUCAUUAUGCUUGAUAUCAAAGCAUACAUUCCUGCUUUACAGAAUGCUUUUAAACUGGGUCUUAGCUGCACUCCAAUGGCUGAUGUGGCACUGGACGCACUGGAGGACUGGUCAGCCCACAUUCCCAGAUACACUAUUCAACCUUAUUACAAAGACAUUGUGCCUUGCCUUGAUGGUUAUUUGAAAACUUCUGCAUCAGCAGGUGAAUCUCAGAAUAAUUUGGAAGUGAAGAAACUUUCCAAAGCCAUCCAGAAAGGAAUGAACAAAGUAGUUAUUCAGCAUCUCAAAAAAUCAAAGAAUAUUGAAUUGGAGGAAGAUCCGUCUUUAGAAGCAGUAAGAGCUAGAGUUGUACGCCUUCUUGGAACUUUGGGAGGACAAAUCAAUCGGAAUUUAAUUACAGCUGCUUCUGCAGAGGAAAAGAUGAAAAAAUUUGUAUCCUGGGAUAUAGAGAAGCAUCUGAAUUUUGCAGUUCCAUUUGCUGAUAUGAAGCCUAUUAUAUACUUGGAUUUAUUCUUGCCUCGGGUCACUGAAUUGGCUCUUUGUGCUAGCGACAGACAAACCAAGGUUGCAGCUUGUGAACUGUUGCACAGCAUAGUUAUGUUCAUGCUGGGAAAAGCUUCUCAAAUACCUGAAGGUCACGAGAAUUCCCCACCAAUGUUUCAUUUGUAUAAACGUAUGUUUCCUGUACUGCUUCGACUUGCUUGUGAUGUUGACCAGGUUACAAGACAACUCUAUGGCACUUUAGUAAUGGAAUUAAUUCAUUGGUUCACAAACAAUAAAAAGUUUGAAAGCCAAGACACUGUUACACUACUGGAAGCAAUUUUGGAUGGGAUAGUGGAUCCUGUAGACAGUACUUUGAGAGACUUUUGUGGUCAGUGUGUCCAUGAAUUUUUGAAAUGGUCCAUUAAGCAAACUACUCCACAGCAGCAAGAGAAAAGUCCAGUGAACACCAAAUCUCUUUUUAAGAGGCUGUACAGCCUUGCUCUCCAUCCUAAUGCUUUCAAACGGCUAGGAGCUGCCCUUGCUUUCAACAACAUUUACCGAGAGUUUAGAGAAGAGAAUGCUCUGGUGGACCAGUUUGUUUUUGAAGCAUUGGUUGUAUAUCUGGAAAGUCUGGCCUUGACACAUGGAGAUGAGAAGUCUUUAGGUACAAUUCAACAAUGCUGUGAUGCUAUUGAACACCUCAAGCGUAUCAUUAAGCAUAAAGCAUCUACUUUGAACAAAAAAAACACUCGGAGAUUACCUCGGGGAUUUCCAUCUAGAUAUAUUUGUUUAGAGGAUGUUGUCAUGUGGCUUUUGAAACAGUGUGGACAACCCCAAACUGAAUGCCGGCACAAAGUCAUGGAACUAUUAUUUGAAUUUGUUCCAUUAUUGCCAGGAAACCCAUCUCCAUCUUCAUGGUUGGGUGAUGUUCUCCAGAAAGAAGGAAUCUAUUUUCUCAUAAAGAAAUUUGAAGGAGGAGGAUGUGAGGGUGAAAAUGUCUCUGGAAUCUUAUCUCAUCCAACCCUCUAUGAGUUGCAAGGGAGUUUUAGUUUGCGAGCUGUUGAACAAUGGAUGGAUAUGCUUCUAGCUGCCUUAGACUGUUACAAUACCUUUAUUGAACAGGGAAUGAUAAAACCAAAUGAGAUCUUAGCUACAAACACAGGGUCUUCAUUUUUAAAAUCAUUGGAGUUCUUCCUUGGUAAAAUUGCCUUGUACAAUAUAUCUGGUGCAGAGCAAUGUUUUAGCAGUGCAUCCAAAGAUGAUACGUUGUUGAGCCCACAAGAAAUAGAAGAAUACAAUUACAGCAAAUGUACAAUUAUAGUUCGGAUUAUGGUUUUUGGCAGCAUGAUUUUGGAGACUCACCAGCAACAUUUAUGGAAGAUGCUUGAGAAAGAGCUGCUUAAUGAGAAUCUAAUAAAACUUGUUGUGAAAACCAUUUGUGACCCAAAAAGCGUAGGCUUUAAUAUAGUUGAUGUACAAGUUAUGGAAAAUCUCCCAAAUAUUUGUGUGAGGCUAGUAAAAGCUUUAAUGAACUCUCCCUAUAAUGAAUCUUUAGAGAAUCGUAUCAAAGAAAUAAUAACCAUGCAAAGCGUUGAAGAGCUUUGCACUGUUGAUUUGUACAAUCCAGAAGCCCGGCUAGAUCACAUUAGAUACGUAUCCAUUCUUUCUGCCUGCAGACAGCUUCACAAGGCUAAUGUAUUGCACUGUAUCUUGCAAUAUAAGGGUGCAGAUCUUCAUUUUGAAACUGGUUCUAAGCUCCUUUUAGUAGUGUACAAAGGUAUUGCACCAGGAGAUGAAAGAAGGUCCCUUCCUUCGUUAAACAUCAGCAGUAAACAAUUAGCUGAAGGACUUCUGCAUUUGGCUUUUGCUUUUGGUGUUCGGUGCACAGAGCUGGUGAGCCUCUUGUUGAAUACAUUGAUGUUAUCUGUACCAUUGUCUGGAGCAGCCCAAGAAAGUCUUAUCAACUUUUCUCAUGGAGAAUAUUUCUACAGUCUCUUCUUAGAAAUCAUUAAUCGGGAGUUGUUGAAAAAUCUGGAAAUUGCUGUACUUGAGCUUAUGAAAUCAGCUUUAGAUAGCCCCAAAAUGGUUAGUACAGUUUUGAAUGGUAUAUUGGAUCAAAGCUUUAAAGACCGUUCUACUUGCAGACAACAAGGAGUAAAACUAGUAGCUGCUAUUUUAAAAAAUUGGGGACAUCUUGAUCACUGGUGGGCCAAAGAUGCUUCUCCUGAGAGCAAAAUGUCUGUUUUGACCCUAUUGGCUAAAGUUCUGCAGAUUGACUCUUCAGUGUCAUUUACUCAUCAUGAGGCAUUUCCCCAUGUUUUUAAUACAUACACAAGUCUGCUUGUUGACCAGAAAUUGGGUCUAAAUCUCAAGAGUCAAGCAAUUAUUAUUCUGCCAUUCUUCACUAAACUUGUCGGAGAAGGACUUGGUAGCCUUAAGCAUGCACUUGAUAAAUUUGUAGCAUAUAAUUUCCCUUCGACAUCAGAUGAGUUUCCUAAGAGAACUUUAAAGUACAAUAACUAUGUGGACUGCGUAAAAAAAUUUUUAGAUGCACUAGAACUAUCCCAGAAUUCUACAUUGUUGGAGCUGAUGACAGAAAUUCUUUGUAGGGACCAUAAGCAUAUAAUGGAGGAAUUAUUUGAGAUUAACUUCAAAAGAAUUGCCAAAAGGGGCAGCUGUGAAAAGCAAGUGCUGUUGUUGGAUACUGUGCACCAGAUGUUCCAGAGUGAAACCCAUUGCUCAAAUACAACCCGACAAGCUUAUGUAGAUCGAUGUCUUCUCAUUCUGUUGCUUCACUGCAGUUUAGAUGCAUUGAAACAAUUUCUAAGUAAGAUUAUCAUAGAAGCUAUGGAUACACUGAAGUCCAGGUUUACAAAGUCAAAUGAAACUUCUUUUGAAACCCAGCUAAUCAAGAAAAUAAGCUAUUACAAGAUUCUAGAAGUUAUCUACUCCCGUCUGUCUAAAGAAGAUGUAUAUUCUAAAGAUUCCGAAAUUAACCAAGCUUUUCAGCCUUCUACCCAUGUAGAAGGGAAUGAACUUACAAAAACACUUAUAAAGUCCUGUUAUGAUGCCUUUACAGAAAACAUGUCGGGUGAAACACAGUUGUUGGAAAAGAGGAGGCAGUUUCAUUGUGCUGCAUAUAAUUGUGCCAUUGCAGUUAUCAGCCAUGUCUUCAAUGAAAGUAAAUUCUAUCAAGGUUUUCUGUUCACUGAAAAACCAGACAAAAAUCUGCUUAUUUUUGAAAAUUUGUUAGACUUACAGCAUCGCUAUUCAUUUCCCAUAGAGAUUGAGGUUCCUCUGGAAAAGAAAAAACGCUAUAUAACCAUUAGGAAAGAAGCCAGACAAACAAUGAGUGGGGAUUCAGCUGAACCACACUAUUUAGCAUCUGCAUCAUAUAUGGUAGAUAGCAGUUUAAGUGAAGAAAUGAGUCAAUUUGAUUUCUCAACUGGAAUGCAGAGUUUUUCAUACAGCUCUGAAGAUCCUACCAGUUCUGAUUCUCACGUCAGGAAAAAGGAGAUUACAGAUACUGAGGUUCCAGAUGAUGUGAUGGAGUUAGAAAUGGAUGAGCUCAAUCAACACGAGUGCAUGGCUUCUAUGACAACCCUACUCAAACAUAUGCAUAGAAAUAAUAUCACACCAGUAGUAGAAAAAGGUACAAAUGCACCUGAACUUCCUCCAUGGAUGAAAUUUUUGCACAGCAAACUGGGAAAUUCUACUGUUCCUCUAAAUAUCCGUCUCUUUGUAGCAAAACUCAUUGUGAACACAGAGGAAGUUUUCCAGCCUUAUGCAAAGUGGUGGCUGGGUCCUUUACUGCAGCUGGUCGUUUCUGGAGAUAAUGGAGGAGGUGGAAUACAUUACAUGGUGGUGGAGAUAGUGGUCACUCUGCUUUCAUGGACUAAUGUGGCAACUCCUAAUGGCAACAUAAAGGAUGAAAUCUUGGCAAACAGGUUGUUGGAGUUCCUAAUGAAAAAUGUGUUUCAUCAGAAAAGAGCAGUAUUUAGACAUAACCUGGAAAUAAUCAAGACAGUAAUAGAGUGCUGGAAGGAGUGUCUGAGCAUACCUUACAGGAUAAUAUUUCAACAAUUUUCUGGUGGAGAUCCUAAUACAAAAGACAAUUCAGUAGGAAUUCAAUUACUAGGAAUUGUUCUUGCUAAUAAUUUACCUCCAUAUGAUCCAAAGUGUGAAAUAGAUAGUAUAAGUUAUUUCCAAGCUUUGUCUAACAACAUCGCUCUGAUAAGAUACAAGGAAGUAUAUGCUGCUGCCGCUGAAGUACUGGGACUCGUUCUUCAGUACAUUGCUGAGAAAGAAAAUACAUUUGAAGGUCCAGUUUAUGACAUGGUCAUAAAACAAUUAAAGCUGCAUCAGAAUACCAGAGAUGACAAAUUUAUUGUAUGCCUGAAUAAAAUCACAAAGAGCUUCCCUCCCCUUGCUGAUAGAUUUAUGAAUUUUGUGUUCUUUCUGCUACCAAAACUUCAUGGAGUAAUGAAAACUCAUUGUUUGGAAGUAGUCAUGUGCCGUGCUCAAGAAACAGCUGAUAUGUACUUAGAGUUGAAGAGUAAGGAAUUCACUCAAGUUAUGUGCCACAGAGAUGAUGAAAGGCAAACGAUAUGCUUAAAUAUUGUGUACAAGAUGUUACCUAAGCUGAAACCAGCUGAAGUAUUAGAACUACUUCCUUCAGUAAUGGGAUUCAUUUCUCAUCCUUCACCAUUAUGUCGGGGCCGAAUGUAUGAUGUGCUCAUGUGGAUCUACGAUAAUUACAGUGAUUCAGAAAGUCAAGCAGAUGAGGAAUCUUCACAAGUGCUGAAACUGGCAAAAGAAUGUUUACUUCAAGGACUGAUUGAUGAGAAUUCUGGACUACAAUUAAUUGUUAGGAAUUUUUGGAGUGAUGAAACUAGACUACCAACAAAUACUCUUGAUCGCAUGUUGUCCUUACUAAGGAGUUUGUACUCUGACAAAAUUGAAACUCAGUAUUUGAGUCUAGCUACAAAUUUUCUCCUUGAAAUGACAAGCAAAAGCCCAGAUUAUUCUAGGAAAAUGUUUGAAUAUCCGCUUUCAGAAUGUAAAUUUCAGGAUUUUGUAAUUGAUUCCAAUUGGCGGUAUCGAAGCACUAUUCUUACCCCGAUGUUUGUGGAGACUCAGACUUCUCAAAGUACUGUUACACAGGAAGGAUAUUUGGGCGGCCAACUAAGAGCUACUCAGCAACAAUUUGAAUUUACGCCCACCCAGAAUAUCAGUGGAAGAAGCUCUUUCAACUGGCUAAUAGGAAAUAGUGUUGACACCUUUGCAGACUCUACAAUUCCUUCCUCUUCUGAGUCAGUUUCCAUGUUACUCAUUAACAAGCGUACAGACAGAUCUUACAAAACUGCAUUCAAACCAUUAAGUGCUAAUUUUGGAAAAAAACGACUGGGUUUGCCAGGAGAUGAAGUAGACAGCAAAACUAAAGGUACAGAUGAACACACAGAAAUUCUCAGACUACGGAGACGCUUCUUAAAAGAUCCAGUAAAGCUUAGUUUGAUCUACGCAAGAAAGGGUGUUGCUGAACAGAAACAAGAAAAGGAAAUAAAAACCCAGCUGAAGAUAAAGCAUGAUGCUCAGGUCACUUUGUACAGGAAAUACAGACAAGGAGAUCUCCCUGAUAUCCAGAUUGAAUAUAGCAGUCUAAUUACUCCCCUGCAGGUUGUGGCACAGAAAGAUCCCACACUGGCUAAACAACUCUUCAGCAGCUUGUUUAGUGGAAUUCUGGAAGAAAUGAAAAAAUCCAAGCCUCUGGCUGAAAGAAAUAAUAUCAUCCAGCAACUGUUGCAUGACUUCAAUCACUUUUUAACCACAAGUGUGUUGUAUUUCCCACCAUUCAUAGCUUGCAUCCUGGAGAUGACUUAUCUGCACGAAGAGUUGUUAGAGCUCAAUUAUUACGGUGUAAGUACUAGUUGUUUAGCAAGUUUACAGCAACCAGUGGGCAUCCUCCUUCUUGAACAAGCUUUGGUUCACCUUUCUCCAGUGGAGCAGCAGCCUCCCUCCAAAAGAAUGCGUGGAAAGACAGAACUGUCACCUGAUGUGACCAGGUGGAUUGAACUUGCUAGGCUUUAUCGAUCUAUUGGAGAUUAUGAUGUUCUCCGGGGUAUUUUUAGUGGAAAAAUUGGAACAAAGGAAAAUACCCACAAUGCUUUGUUAGCUGAAGCAAAAAGUGAUUAUGCUGAGGCAGCUAAGCUGUAUGAUGAGGCACUCACUAAACAAGACUGGCCUGAUGAUGAGCCAACCGAAGCAGAAAAGGAUUUCUGGGAAAUUGCUUCUCUUGAAUGCUACAACCAUUUGACAGAAUGGAAAUCUCUGGAAUAUUGCUCGACUGUGAACAUUGAUAAUAGGCAACCAGCAGACCUAAAUAAAAUAUGGAGCGAUCCAUUCUACCAGGAGGCCUAUUUACCCUAUGUAAUUCGCAGCAAGUUGAAACUUCUCUUCCAUGGUGGCAGUGACCAGUCUUUACUGACAUUUAUUGACGAGGCUAUGAAAGCAGAAGAGAAGAAAGCUCUAAUAGAAAUGUAUUAUAGCCAAGAGUUGAGUCUUCUCUACAUUUUACAGAAUGAUUUCGCCAGAGCCAGAUAUUAUGUCAAAAAUGCCAUGCAAGUGUUCAUGCAGAAUUACUCCAAUAUUGAUUCACUAUUGUACCAUAGCCGUAUGAUCAAACUGCAGUCAGUUCAGGCUUUAACUGAAAUACAAGACUUCAUCAACUUUAUGAAUAAACCAAGUCAUUUAAUUUCCCGGGCUUUUCUUAAGAGAUUUCUCAAUAUUUGGACAAACAGAUACCCUGACACCAAAAUGGAUCCUAUGAACGUUUGGGAUGAUAUAAUUACAAAUAGAUGCUUUUUCCUUGACAAAAUUCAGGAGAAAUUUUCUAGUACCUACCUAGAUGAUAGUGUGGAAUUAGAUGGAGAUGCUACUUUCAGCAUGGAAAUAGACAAUGAGAAUGAAGAUACACAUACAAUGAUUAAAAACUGCAAAUUUGCUAUGAAAAUGAAGAUGAUAGAGUGUGCGAGGAACCAGAACAGUUUCUCAGUAGCCUUAAAGCUUCUGAAGGAUUUGCAUGAAGAUUCUAAGACCUGUGAAGAUUGGCGAGUAAAAUGGAACCACAGCUAUUGUUGUUUUAGCCAUAGUCGCAGCCGGGGUCAAAGUAGUGCUGAACAAAUUCUUACAGUACUCAAAACUGUUCCUCUACUGGAUGAGAUUAAGCUGAGCAGCAUGAACAAUAAUGCUGUUACUUUCCGUAACCAAAACCUCCUCUUGGGAACUACUUUUCAUAUAAUGGCUAAUGCUCUUUCCAAGGAUCCAACUUGCCUUGGCAAAAUUGGAGAAGAAAAGGCAAGAAAAGUCUUGAUGCUUUCAGAAGAAAGACCUGAUAAUGUUGAAAAAGUGAUAGCAGGGCUGAACAAGAAAGCUUUUCUUUGCUUCAGUGGAGCUGUGAAAAAAGCUGAAGAAGAGGUACAGUCCAUGUCAUUUGACCAUAUCGACAUAAAUGGAAUUAUUGUUGCUUAUAUGACAUUGGCUAAUUUCUGUGACAGCCAUCUUCGCAAAGAAGAACAAAAUUCAGCAGAUGUAAACACUGAGGAUUUGCAAAUAUUUCCAGCAAUUGUAGUGGAAAAAGUAAUAAAAGCUUUGAAACUAAAUUCAAAUGAAGCAAGGUUAAAAUUCCCCAGGCUGUUGCAAAUUGUAGAGAAGUAUCCAGAAAGGAUUUUGGAACUCAUGGCACAAGAGAUUUCUUCAAUUCCCUGCUGGCAAUUCAUUGGUUGGAUCAGCCAGUUGAUGGCAAUGCUGGAUAAGAAUGAAGCACCUGCCGUUCAGCAUACAGUAGAAGAAAUUGCUUCUAGUUACCCACAAGCAAUAGUGUAUCCCUUCAUGAUCAGCAGUGAAAGCUUUUCUUUCCCCAAAACUGCCAUAGGUCAUAAAAAUAAGGACUUUGUAGAAAGAGUGAAAAGCAAGUUGUAUGAAGGAAGAGUGAUCCAAGAUUUUGUCCAUUCCUUGGAACAGCUUUCUAAUCCAGCAAUACUAUUCAAGGAUUGGAUUGAAGAUGUCCAAAAUGAGCUGGGAAAAACUAAGAAAAAUACAAAUAACAUUCAGCAAUUGUAUGAUGGGAUGUACCAAAACCUUGGAAAUUUAGAUGCUCCUGGUCUUGGGUGGUUCAGAAAGCAAUUUAUUAAUGAAUUUGGAAGGGAACUCGAUAAUCAUUUCGGAAAAGGAGGUUCAAAACUGCUAGAUAUGAACACCAGCAUCUUCAGUAAAGUUGCACACUCUCUCUGCGCAAAGAUGAAGAAAUGUGAGAAAGAACCUGGGAAUCUAAAGGAGUGCUCCCCUUGGAUGAGUGAAUUCAAACCAGAAUUCUUGAGGACUGAACUGGAAAUCCCUGGUCAGUAUGAUGGUAAAGGAAAGCCAUUGCCGGAAUAUCAUGCAAAAAUUUCUGGAUUUGAUGAGCGGAUAAAAGUAAUGGACUCCAUCCGGAAACCAAAACGUAUAGUUAUCAGAGGCAAUGAUGAGCGGGAAUAUCCCUUUCUUGUGAAAGGAGGAGAAGACCUCAGGCAAGACCAACGCAUUGAGCAGCUCUUUGAAGUUAUGAAUAACAUUCUUUCACGAGAUGCUGCCUGCAGCCAAAGAAACAUGCAGAUAAAAACCUAUCAAGUUAUACCAAUGACGACCAGAUUGGGACUGAUUGAAUGGCUUGAGAAUACCUAUACAUUAAAAGAGUUCCUUUUGAAAAACAUGUCUGAACAGGAAAAGACUCGUUAUAAUAGCCCCGAAGGUCCUCAUGCCGACUAUAAUGAUUGGCUGCACAAGAUGGGGGAAAGAGAUGGAAUUGAACGUUACAUGACUAUGUUCAAAAGAGCUAGCCGAACAGAAACAGUGAUGUCGUUCCAGCGUCGAGAAAACCGUGUUCCUGAAGAUUUGCUCAGGAAAGCCUUUGUUAAAAUGAGUACAACUCCAGAAGCCUUGCUGUCUCUGCGAUCUCAUUUUGCCAGCACCCAUGCACUGCUGUGCAUCAGCCACUGGAUUCUUGGCAUUGGUGAUCGACACUUAUCAAAUUUCAUGAUCAGUACCGAGACUGGAGGCUUGGUGGGAAUAGACUUUGGACAUGCGUUUGGUUCAGCAACACAGUUUCUGCGACUUCCAGAAUUGAUGCCUUUCCGCUUGACUCGACAAUUUGUUAAUUUGAUGCUGCCAAUGAAAGAAUCUGGUCUUAUAUACAAUGUGAUGGUACAUUCCUUAAGGGCCUAUCGUAUAAAUCAAGAUGUACUCAUUAAUACAAUGGAUAUAUUUGUAAAGGAACCUUCUUUGGAUUGGAAAAAUUUUGAAUGGAAACAGUUGAGAAAAGGAGGUACAUGGACUAAGGAAAUAAAUACAGACAAAGUGAAUUGGUAUCCUCUACAAAAAGUAAACUUUGCAAGAAGAAAGUUGGCAGGGGCUAAUCCAGCUGUCAUUACCUGUGAUGAAUUACGUUUGGGCCAUGAGAAAUCAGAGGCUUUCAAGGAAUAUAUGUCUGUAGCACAAGGGAGCAAACAAUCCAACAUCCGUGCCAGAGAACCACAGGAUGGACUUGCAGAAGAAAUACAAGUGAAAUGCCUUAUUGAUCAAGCUACUGACCCAAAUAUCCUUGGCAGAACUUGGGAAGGAUGGGAACCCUGGAUGUAAAGGACAAAGUUGUGGCUUAUCCAUGUUUAAUUGAACUGGAGAUGAAGGCUAAAAGGACUGGAUAUUAUUUUUUAUAACCAAAAAGUAUUAAAGCAUAUAUUUCAAAUUAUAAUGUAGCAAUAUAAUUUUUUAUAUUUCUUGGCAUUUCUGUAAACUGAUUUUCAAAUUAAGUAAUGUAGGAAAUCUUGAAUUAUGCACGUUUUAAAAGUAUAUAUUAAAUUGCUGUUUUUAAUGAAAGAUACCCAAAAUUAUUACUCAAAAAGUUAGAAAAAUCUAGUAAGAAUUAGUUAUUAUAUUAACAAUGAAUAUUAAAUAAAUCUGUGAUACACUGAAUUGA
Messenger RNA from Thamnophis elegans (Western terrestrial garter snake), 12867 nucleotides. RefSeq names its product protein kinase, DNA-activated, catalytic subunit (gene PRKDC). Gene Ontology annotation, biological process: telomere maintenance; immunoglobulin V(D)J recombination; double-strand break repair via nonhomologous end joining. Lineage: Eukaryota; Metazoa; Chordata; Lepidosauria; Squamata; Natricidae. The record is from RefSeq and is a predicted model, not a curated record. Bases 141 to 12530 code for a protein of 4129 amino acids. Gene Ontology annotation, molecular function: DNA-dependent protein kinase activity; protein binding. Gene Ontology annotation, cellular component: nucleus. The transcript has 86 exons.